This is a messenger RNA of Lichtheimia ornata, 672 nucleotides long. RefSeq lists its product as uncharacterized. Lineage: Eukaryota; Fungi; Mucoromycota; Mucoromycetes; Mucorales; Lichtheimiaceae. The coding region runs from base 1 to 672 and encodes 223 amino acids. The record is from RefSeq and is a predicted model, not a curated record. The transcript is spliced from 3 exons.
AUGAAAUUGCAAUUCUUGGUUCUUGGUCUUCUUGCCUCAAGCGUCUUGGCUCAACAACCUGGUACACCAAGUGCCGAUUCGGGUGAUGUUGCCGCUGGAGCUGGUGAUGCUGCUGCCAGUGGUGAUCCUUCUGGUGCUGGUGAUGCCACUGCUGGUGACCCAAGUGGUGGUGAUGCUGCUUCUGGAGCUGAUGAAAAUGGAGCAGAUGCUUCAGGAGCGAGUGAUGCUGGUACUCCUACCUCCUCAGCACCUGCUGCUGAUGGUUCGGGUGAAGCUGCGACACCUACCCCUGACACUCAAGCUUCAGAUGACGCCAAUAGUGGUGCCUCUGAUUUACCACAAGCUUCCACAUCCAUUCCCGAUAUCAACUGGUGGACAAGUAUGGUGAGCGAUACAUCUGGUUUUCCAACAGCAGCACCUUCUGCAUCCGAAACUUCUGCAGAUGUAUCAGGAUCAGCUUCUGAAGCUCCUUCUGCAUCUGGCUUAUCAUCUGCAGGAACGCUUCCUUCAGGAUCCUUAUCAUCUUUGCCAUCUUUGCCAUCAUCUUCUUCAUCUUCAUCUUCCCCAUCAUCCAUGUCCUCGUUGCCCGCUUCAGCAGGAGCAAGCAAGACCCAAGCCGGUGUUGGCCUUCUUGCAACAUUGGUGGUUGUUGCAUUUUCGAUUUGGAACUAG